UUGCAGUCUCGCCCUUCUCUCUCUGUGUCAUUUAUGUGUUUCAAUAAAAACAAAACGCUCUCACAGACGCUCCCUCUCCCUCUCUUCCUUUCUCUUCUCUUCUUUUUCUCUUCUCUUUCUUCUUCUCCCCUAUUCUCUUUUUUUUGUUCUUCUGUUUUCCUUUUCUUUCUCCAUACGCUCCCACCCCAUAUCUUCUUUCUGUUAUGUUCUUUUUCAAGGCAGGUUCCAGCAACUGGUGGACUAUUCCAUUGAUGACCUUCCGGUGGGUGAUUUAGAAGAGUUUUCCGAUGAUUUUUCCUAAGUUUCAAGCAUGAAAUUAUCAAAGUUGAGCUGUGAUUAUGGGUUGAUGGAUUUUGGGUAGAACCCGUAUGAUUGAUUUGGAGUUCAUGGGCCUGUCCUCUGUUUUAAUAGGUUUUCCGACAGUGGCCGUGUGUGGUGAGUUUGGCUGAUUGUAUUAGAUGAGGUUGGAUUUUGGGGGAUACGGCCAAGCUCUGUUUUGGGUAUUUUCUGAAGGAAGGAUAGACGAUGGUGAUGGUUCGGGAAAUAAGAAGAGAGGGAGGGACUCAGACAAUGGGGGUUCCCAGAAAAUCAAGGCCGUCAAGGAGUUUCGAGGGAUGGGGAUUCGACAAUUGCGCGAACAAGCGGCUCUUCGAGGCGUUUCAUCAAUUGGGUCCAAGAAAGAGCUUCUAGAAAGGCUCUGUGAAGAUUCAAAAGACCAGGAUUUAGAGGAAAUUCCUGAAGCUAAUGAAAAAGAAAAUGAAAGCGAGAAGGAGAAGGAGAAGAUCGUAACCACAACCAAAAAUGGUGCAGCGGUACUAGAUCAAUGGCUUCCAGAUCACAUAAAGGCUCACUACGAUGUUUUACAACUGGGUGAUGAAAUAUUUGAUGCCAUGUUGAACCAGACAAAUGUUGGAGAUAACAAUAACAAAUUUUUUGUGAUUCAAACUCUUGGUUAGCUGUCAAGUCCUUUAGAAAAUUUUGGUUACUCUAAUAUAUAUGUUUUGAUUAAGUCAUUGUUAAGCAUUAAUUUGUGUCGACUAAGAAUUUAUGGCAAUAGUGAUGCUUUAUUGCUAUGUUUGAUUGAUAAACAAUAAAUAGUUCCAGUUGAUUCAA
Alnus glutinosa is the source of this 1113-nucleotide messenger RNA. RefSeq names its product poly [ADP-ribose] polymerase 2-like. The transcript is spliced from 4 exons. Bases 459 to 956 code for a protein of 165 amino acids. The record is from RefSeq and is a predicted model, not a curated record. Lineage: Eukaryota; Viridiplantae; Streptophyta; Magnoliopsida; Fagales; Betulaceae.